Messenger RNA from Triplophysa rosa, 2698 nucleotides. It is a transcript of the gene msrb3, whose product is annotated as methionine sulfoxide reductase B3. The coding region runs from base 772 to 1377 and encodes 201 amino acids. Gene Ontology annotation, biological process: response to oxidative stress; protein repair. The record is from RefSeq and is a predicted model, not a curated record. Gene Ontology annotation, molecular function: peptide-methionine (R)-S-oxide reductase activity. Lineage: Eukaryota; Metazoa; Chordata; Actinopteri; Cypriniformes; Nemacheilidae. The transcript is spliced from 7 exons. Gene Ontology annotation, cellular component: cytoplasm.
UUAACUCUUUAUGACACACUUUCAAAAUACUUUAUUGUAAGCGCAAGCUGCGGGUGACAGGAAUAGUUGUCAAGGACUGCGCGAUCAACACGUAACGCAAUACCGUUAUACUUAACUUUCGUUUCGAUAUUGACAUUCGCAGCGUAUUACCAUGUAUGCUUUUGUCUCACUUCUGUUAUGUUAAUGCAUAUAUAAUAAUAUGACGAGAUAUGGUGUAAAUAGCCCCAGAAGGGUAUUGUUUUGUGGUCCACUGUAAGAGGCAUAUCGGUUAUACUUGAAAUACUUUGUAUGUAACCUCCCACAGGUGACGACGUUUAAGCGAAGCGUGUUCGACUGCGUGCGGCACUGCGCAGACCUAUCAGCGUAUGAUAUCGAGUUAUCGCGAGAGCGCGUUGAACGCUCAGCUGUCGCGAUACUCUAGUGUCAUACGCCAAUCGGCCUGCGCAGUGCCACAGGAAGACGAUCAUCACGUUAUUAUGUAACGUUGUGUUUGUGGAAACCGCUUGUCAUUUGAUGGCAUUAAUAUUUCAUGUCAUGUUAAUUUAAUGACCGUUUGCUGACACCCGCUGCAAUAAACUUUAAACGGCUUCUGUGUGUCUACGCGGCAAUAAGACGUUGCAUGCAACAAUACAGAAUCAUUUGUUGUAAAUGUGUUGGUGGGAUGUUUCUGGCGGAUGGGAACGUACAACGGGACACUAUUAAAUCCUGCUGGAAUAAGACCCUGACACUCUCGAACCUACUGCGUGUGUUGUCAAGUUUCCCAAGGCCAGGAUGGCUGUCCGUCUUUUCCGAUUCAUGACCCCGGUCGUAUCCGUGGCCCUGCUCCAAUGCAGGCGUUCCCCUAGAACCACAGGGCAGCUUCUAACUCUGACUCCGCCCUCUGCGAUAGGAACGUGCCGUAGCAAGAAGACAUGGCCCAAAACCUUCACUGAGGAGGAGCUGAGGAAACGUUUGACUCCGAUGCAGUACCAUGUGACUCAGGAGAAAGGCACAGAAAGUGCUUUCACAGGAAAACAUACAGAUAUCAAAGAGGAAGGAAACUACCACUGUGUCGUCUGCGGGACCUCUCUUUUCACGUCUGAUAUGAAGUUUGACUCCGGAUCAGGAUGGCCUUCCUUUUUCGAUUUGAUCAAUAAGGAGUCUAUAACGCAAACCGAUGACUUUUCGUACGGCAUGCAUAGAGUGGAGAUAAACUGCAGUCAGUGUGGCGCUCACCUGGGCCAUGUCUUUGAUGAUGGACCCCGCCCUACAAGGAAACGUUACUGCAUAAACUCCGCCUCUCUCAGUUUCCAGUCAAAAGACGGUGCCUCUGAAGAGGCGGAACCAACCGGAGCAGCAGGUCAAUCGCCAUCUUCUAGUAAGAACAGUGAACUUUAAUAGGACUUGAAAUGGACCAAUCAAGUCGCAGAUGUCACGCAUAGGCUACUCCAAAGUCACCGUUCCAAAUCAAGCUGUGCAAUCAGGCAGAUAUAUAUUUUUCGCAACGUUUGUCUGAAUGAUGUAAGGAAUGCAAUAUGCAAUAUCCACAUCCCAGUUGUCUGGUUUAAAUGGCUUUAUGUUUGCCUCAACUUCAUGACCUAAGCAUGUUUCUGAAAAGCUUUCAGAAAGCUUGGGAAUACUCAGUGGUUGUUUUUUAUAAUGUUAGAAGUGUGUUAGUAAUGAUUUUGUGCUCAGAGAUACAGUGGGGUUCAAGCGUCUUGAGGGCACAUUGAAAAUCUGUUUAUUUUUAAGUUUACAUUAAACAAAACAAUAAAUAAAACAAGGGUAUAAAGUGCUUAAGUUAUAAAGGCUUAAAUUGAAAAAAUGUGUAAAAUUUGCUUUCUCUGACACCCUGGAAUAUUCCCAGAUCAUACUGGGAUUAACAAGAUUUGUGCAAAUUUGCACACUAUAAAAUAUGAUGUGAUCAGUAUGUCACAUCAACAUAUGAAGAGUUAAUUUGCAAAAACUGAUAAGAAUGUUUAAUAAUCAUGUUUUUCUUACUGUGCAUUCCAAGUAAUAUUAAUCAAACUGCAGUUGGGUUGUUUUGAUUAAGUAAUAACACAAUAAAAAACAUGAUUUUUGAGUUAUCUGUUUUUGCAAACAAAUAUGUUCAAAUAAUAAAUCGUAUCAAUAAUUCAUAUGUUUUUGUUACUGUAACUUAACAAAUUAAAGUGAUUAGGCAAUUUAAUUAUAGCAACUCAUCACUACUUUACAGUUAAACAUUUUACUUUUAAUAAAAAUGUGAAGUAGUCGGUUAACAUCGUUUAUUCAGCCAAUUUUAUUAUACUUUAUAACAUUUUUGCACUUAUUUAGCAGUUUCACUACUGGUCAAAUAUGUUUGAACCCCACUGAAUAUUGAAAGCACAAUGAUUGAAAACAAAUCAUGUAGGUGCAGUCACAGAGCUGAGCUGUUUCUAAAGUGACAUACGAUAUAGGGAGGUCAUGAAGUUUGAGGAAAAUGCUAUGCAAGUGCUCCUGUGAGCAGUAAAGUAAGCAAAAGUGGAGAACAAAGCAUUCUUUGAAAUAAAAUGGAACAUAUGAUAAAUGUUUAGUCUGAACACAAACGUAGCCUGACUUUUAAAGGUGCUGUUUUGGUCUCCCUGCUUGUAGUGCCUGUUUUUCUUCUGAGUUUAAUAUUUUCUUGGAUAUGGAUUCACUUUGAUUACAUUGAAUAUUGAUAUUUGAUUCAUAUUGACCAGUGUGAAUAAAGAAGUAUUAA